CAAUGAUUGUUUACUCUCGACCUUCCUUCAGAAUUUCGUAAAAUUUUCUCUCGUUUAACUCAAUUAUUUUGUGGAAUUUAGACGCCGGAAAUGGGAAAGAGCAAAAGAGAAUACAGAGAGGAUGAGCCAUGCGGAGACAGCAGCCACACGAGUGACAGUUCGGGCAGCAGCAGCAACAGCAACAACAGCUCAGGCAGUGGCAGCGAGGACAGCUACAGUAGCGAGCGGGAGAAGAAACGAAAACGCGUGAAAAAGAGCUCGAAGCCGAAAAAAGCCCGGCAGGAGAGCCCCGGAGAGUACGAGCCCAGGCACGACGACCACAAGCACAGGAGUCGGAAGCACAAGCACCACCACCGCAAACACAAGCACAAACACAGGCACCACCGCCACCACCGCGGAGGGGAGGAGGAGCACCACCAUGCCAGGAGAGGCACGUCCAGAGACAGGAGCGAGGCCAGAAGAAGCAGAGAGGACGAGAGGAGGGGCAGGGAGAAGGGGGAGGAGGACAAGGCCGAGAAGGAGAGAAGAGUAAAAAGAGAGGAGAGGAAGAAUAGAGAGAGAUAUGAAAACAGGCAGGUGAAGAGCAGGUGGGAUGACGACGACGAGCCGCAGUACGACCCCAACAAAAGAAUCAAAGCGGAGCCGGACCGAGAGGAAGGGAGCAGUAGCAGAGAACACGACAGCAGGAGAACUGCAGAAGACCAGGGUGGGAGAAGGGAUCGCCGAGAGGGGCCGAGGGAGAUCCAGUCGGAGAAUGGGAGAUCUAGAGGCAACGUCGAGGAAGCGAGAGCAGUGGUGAAGGAGAACGUGGAGGACAAUGUCAAGGAUGAGGAGGAGGAGGAGGAGCUGCAGAAGCCAAAUUUGGGACUCUCAGGAAAACUGACCGAGGACACAAAUACCUACAAUGGGGUUGUGAUCAAGUACUCGCAACCUCCUGAGGCGAGAAAACCCAAGAGAAGAUGGAGAUGGUACAUAUUCAAAGGCGAUGAAGACCUGCCGUUCUUGCCGCUCCACCGACAGAGUGCCUACCUCAUCGGCAGAGAUCGCAAAGUGGCAGACAUCCCAACAGACCACCCGUCCUGCUCCAAACAGCAUGCCGUCCUCCAGUACCGACUCGUGACCUACAACCGAGAAGACGGGACGAAAGGUCGCACAGUAAAGCCAUACAUCCUAGACCUUGAGUCUGCCAACGGGACAUAUGUCAACAACCGCCGCAUCGAUCCCCGCCGGUACGUGGAAUUGCUCGAGAAGGAUGUGGUGAAGUUCGGCUACAGCUCAAGGGAAUACAUCCUUCUGCAUGAGGGCUCAAAGGGCGAAGACCAGAACGCGCCCGAUACGGGUAUCGACCUCAGCCCCGUGUCCCUUCUCAGGAGUUAGUAGAGGGGAAGGGGGAGUGUCUACCGAAGUUAAGAAACAUAAACAAAAACAAUAAAAGAACAAAAUACAAAAAUAUAUAUA
Messenger RNA from Penaeus chinensis, 1458 nucleotides. Its product is annotated as FHA domain-containing protein DDL-like. The transcript has 6 exons. Lineage: Eukaryota; Metazoa; Arthropoda; Malacostraca; Decapoda; Penaeidae. The record is from RefSeq and is a predicted model, not a curated record. Gene Ontology annotation, biological process: miRNA processing. Gene Ontology annotation, molecular function: mRNA binding; protein binding. The coding region runs from base 91 to 1377 and encodes 428 amino acids. Gene Ontology annotation, cellular component: nucleus.